AUGAGCACUUUACCUCCCGAUCCUUACAAAAUCCUCGAGGUCUCGAAGGAUGCUCAGCUUCCCGAAAUCCGAUCCGCGCACAGAAAGCUAGUGCUCAAAUGUCACCCCGACAAGGUCCAAGAUCCCAAGUUGAAAGCCGAGAAGCAGAACGAGUUUCAACGGGUGCAACAAGCCUACGAGCUCCUUAGCAAUGAGACCGAGCGCUCACGGUACGAUGACAGAGUCAAGCUCCAGGAGCUGAGAGACUCGAUGUCCAAGCUUAACACCCAUGCCCGUUCUCCUUCAGCGACUCGACGGCAGGAACCCGUAUACUACGACGUCAAGCACGCAUCACCAAGGCCCUCGACCUAUGCAAAGGCCGGUCCUUACGGACGAACGCCUCCCCGCUCGUAUGAAGACGACAUCUCCAGCAGCGCGCGGUUUGACGAGACCGCUCGCUACGCCCGGAAAACUGCGAGUUACGAGAGGUACGACAAAUACAAGGAAGAAAAAUCAUCGUCAAGACGUGAGGAUGAACGACGAAGACGUGACAAGGAGAAGGAGAAGGAAUGGACACGGGAAGCUGCAAAGGAGAAAGAAAGAGAGAGAGAAAGGGCCGAGCGAGAUGCCCGGAAAAUCGAGAAGCAGCAGGCGAAGCUGAGGGAAGAGCGAGAUAGAAUGGAAAGGGAGCGCCGCAGAGAAGAAAAGGAAGAGAAGAAGAAGGCGGAGAAAGAACGAGAGAGGAUACGAGAGAGAGACCGCAAGAUUGCAGCCGAGGACAAGAAGAGCCGUCACAAGGAGGCCUAUGUAGAGGUCUCCCCAGACGAACAUGAAGACGAUUACCCGGCAGGUCCCAAGUCGGACAAGAAGUCAAGCAGCAGCCGCAAGCUUGAAGAGCCCGACAGUAGUCCGGCGACUGAGAAGACCUCUGAGAAGAUCGAAUUCGCCAUGAGAUAUCUGUCAAGGUCUAACGGCGGGAAACCUCCAGUACUGGGACGAUCACAGACAUAUCAUGAGCAGUCAUUUGCGAGGCACAUACAACCCAGUGCUCCAACGCCGCCCCCAGCUACAGCCGCACCCUACCCACCUCCUCCCCCCCCUGCUGACCUCCCAGACAUUACGGUUGAGGAGGACAUGGCCAGGAGAUCAUCAGCCAGACCAUCUGGCCGCCGCACGUCCUACGACACGCCGCGAUUGCCAAAGGAGAAAUCCUACAAGAAGGCGACUUCCCGAGAACCAGAACCUAUCGUUGUCGAUGCUGGAUCGCCUGGGACUCGGGCGAUGCCUGCGUUCCACAAAUCCCACACGAUGCCUUCGGAAAGAGGACCGCCGCCGCCCCUAGGCCGCUCGCAAACCGAGAGCCGUUCUUCUCGUCCAGUUGGCCCUGGCAUAACCCGUGCGGAAACAUUUCACCCUGGGGCGGAAAGUGGCCGUGGACGGAAUCGGAUGGGACCCACCUAUUCAGAUGAGGACUCUGAGGACGACCGGGAGCGCCAUUAUCGUCGAAGUCGGGGAACCGUGGCUCCUGAAACAAUGGGCAUUCCCAGGACUACACGAUACGCCAUCAAACGUGAGCCAGAUGAAACGACGCGAAUUUACAAGAAGUCGGGCUAUGCCAUGCCGAAAAUUUCUACGCGUACAGACAGAGCUAGUUACUACACGCAUGACCAAUACGAGGACGAGUCGCCCCAGUACUUCGGCUCCGUGAACUACGCACAGCAAGUCGACCCUCACGAGGUCAAAUGGAGCAGCGUCCCUCAUUCAGCGCACCGAGGAGAAGUAUACACUUGA
Molecule: messenger RNA, 1770 nt
Organism: Anthostomella pinea
Lineage: Eukaryota; Fungi; Ascomycota; Sordariomycetes; Xylariales; Xylariaceae
Source: the annotation of a GenBank genome assembly